AUGCUUGUGAGCGAAGAUCCGUGUCCCACCGCGAAACUGAUCCGGGGCCAAGGAAAGUUUGGCUUUUGCCCCGCCGCCUUGGGCUCCCUCCAGCGCGAUCGCCCACACCUUCUAGGCCAUGUCCGGGCUCGGGGUGGGGAGCUUUCCGGGGCGGGCGGCUGCACGGAAGGGACUGCAGAUCGGACGUGUCCACGUCCCACUGCCCUAAACCCAGCAGGGGAGGCCGACGACGACGGGGGGGAGCCCGGGCCCACGCGUGUCCCCCUCCCACUCCGGUCCCGGGGUCGGUUAACGAAGCCCUUGUCAUUUGCUGAUUGUGUUGGGGAUGAGCUACCAUGGGGAUGGGAAGCAGGCUUUGACCCCCAGAUUGGUGUCUACUACAUCGAUCACAUCAACAAAACUACACAGAUAGAAGAUCCAAGAAAACAAUGGCGAGGGGAGCAGGAGAAGAUGCUCAAGGACUAUCUCUCAGUGGCCCAAGAUGCACUUAGGACACAAAAGGAGCUGUAUCAUGUAAAAGAACAAAGACUGGCUUUGGCUCUAGAUGAAUAUGUACGGUUAAAUGAUGCCUAUAAGGAAAAGUCAAGUUCUCGCACAAGCUGUAAGUAUGGUAUGGCUAUCCAGACUUGA
Molecule: messenger RNA, 630 nt
Organism: Dipodomys ordii (Ord's kangaroo rat)
Lineage: Eukaryota; Metazoa; Chordata; Mammalia; Rodentia; Heteromyidae
Product: protein WWC2-like
Exons: 3
Coding region: 1-630 (209 amino acids)
Biological process (GO): regulation of hippo signaling; negative regulation of organ growth; cell migration
Cellular component (GO): cytoplasm
Molecular function (GO): kinase binding; molecular adaptor activity
Source: RefSeq, a predicted model, not a curated record